Protobothrops mucrosquamatus (brown spotted pit viper) is the source of this 1137-nucleotide messenger RNA. It is a transcript of the gene B4GALNT2, whose product is annotated as beta-1,4-N-acetyl-galactosaminyltransferase 2. Gene Ontology annotation, biological process: UDP-N-acetylgalactosamine metabolic process; UDP-N-acetylglucosamine metabolic process. NCBI's taxonomy places the organism in Eukaryota, Metazoa, Chordata, Lepidosauria, Squamata, Viperidae. The record is from RefSeq and is a predicted model, not a curated record.
AUGACAGCAGUUCCAAGUUCCAGACUUGCUAUUAGGCAAGAUAUGACAAUGAGAAUAACUCAGGAAACAGAUACUGGCAAGAGGAAGCCGGGCAGCAGAGAUGAAAAAAGAGUGCUUCUACAGGCAUCCUUUGGGAAUUUGAACACCCUUGCUGAUGUUUCUGAAGAGGUGGUCCAAGGACGUGGGACAAAAGAGCUGAUCAUCACUACUUCCUAUGUGAAGCUUUUGAAUCACAUCCUGAAACAUGUUACAUACACUAGUACAAAAUACCUACUAGAUGUAGUGGACAUGAUGAACUUUACAGAAGGAACUUAUCUUGUUAGAUUUCCUGUGACCAUUCAACAAUUCCGCCUUCCUAAACUAGUUGACUCAGGGCCAGAUAACAGCAUUAGAAACAUGGUAACCAUCACAGUAAAAGCAUUUUUACGCUACCACAAGCUGCGGAUCCUCCUGAAAAGCAUAAAACAAUACUAUCCGGAUAUAACAAUAAUUGCGGCAGAUGACAGUGAACACCCAGAGAAGAUUGAAGAGGCAAAUCUUCAGUAUUACAUUAUGCCUUUUGGAAAGGGCUGGUUCGCAGGGAGCAACCUUGCAUCUCAGGUCACAACCAAAUAUUAUCUUUGGGUGGAAAAUGACUUCAUCUUCACUGAAAAAACAAAGAUCCAGAAACUUGUGGAUGUAUUAGAGAACAGCAACUUGGAUGUGGUUGGAGGCAGUGUGGAUGGAAAUGAAUAUAAAUUUAAGAUUUUCUACGAGGAAGGAGAAGAUAGCAGCUGUUUGCACCUCAGAAGUGGCUUUUAUCAUCACUUGGAAGGCUUUCCCAACUGUGUUGUGACUAGCAGUGUAGUCAAUUUCUUCCUGGCUCACAUAGAGGAAAGCAGGCAUGUUGGAUUUGAUCCUAAACUUCAGAGGGUGGCUCAUUUAGAAUAUUUUAUGGAUGGGCUUGGAAGCUUGCGGAUUGGCUCCUGCAAUGAUGUUAUCAUUGGUCACCAGUCACACCAAAUUUACACCAACAUACCAGAAGCUAAUGUUGAAAAAUUGUAUAGAUGAUUUUGGAAUAACUGUAAGAAAGAAAUUAGGUUUAAAUUAUCCUUACAUUACUUUAAGAAGAGAAUGAAAUGCUAUUCAAAAGACUGA